Messenger RNA from Vicia faba (fava bean), 1071 nucleotides. NCBI's taxonomy places the organism in Eukaryota, Viridiplantae, Streptophyta, Magnoliopsida, Fabales, Fabaceae. The record is from the annotation of a GenBank genome assembly.
AUGGUUUCAAUCCUCAAAUUCCGUAGAAUCUUAUACGGUGGUUUGAGACACUGUCAUUUUGAGGGGCGUAGUAGAAGUUUGGGUGAAAACGAGAAGCUAUGUAGGGUAGGGCUUUUCUGGGACUUGGAUAACAAACCACCCAGUUCAAUUCCACCUUACGAAGUUGCCAAUAAGCUCAGAAUUGCUGCAGCUUCCUUCGGUGUUGUUCGCCAUAUGGUAGCUUAUGCCAAUACUCACACUUUUAGCAUUGUCCCUCGUGUUGUUCGUGAGAGUCGGAAAGAGAGAGAAUUGUUGUAUAGUUUGGAGGAUAAGGGUGUGAUCAAACGUAACCAGCCUCAUCUUUGUCGUGUUUGUGGGAGAAAGUUUUAUACAAAUGAAAAACUUGUUAACCAUUUCAAGCAGUUGCAUGAGCGUGAGCACGCGAAAAGGGUGAAUCAGAUAGAGUCGGCUAGAGGGAGUAGGAAAGUGAAGUUGGUGGGGAAGUUUGCUAUGAAAAUGGAAAAGUAUAAGAAGGCUGCAAGGACUGUUCUGACUCCCAAAGUUGGGUAUGGUUUGGCGGAUGAGCUCAAACGGGCAGGGUUUUGGGUUCAAACUGUGUUGGAUAGACCGCAAGCUGCAGAUGUUGCAUUGCGAAAGCAUAUGGUGGAUAUGAUGGAUCAUAGGCGAGUUGAGUGCGUGGUCCUUGUAUCAGAUGAUUCUGAUUUUGUUCAUGUGAUCAACGAAGCAAAGCUGCGAUGUCUCAAGACUGUUGUUAUUGGGGAUCUUACUAGUGACGGAGUCUUAAAAAGGACUGCCGAUACUGCAUUUUCUUGGGAGGAAAUUUUGAUGGGGAAGGCUAAGAAGGAGGCUGUAUCGCUUCUGGAAAAUUGGAAAGAUCGGGAUAUAUUGAAAAGGUUAGAGUGGACUUACAACCCUGAUGUCGAUAAAAAGAAACUCAACCUGGAUGAUGAUGAUGAUACAUCUGGAGAUGAUGAUAUUGAAGAUAUCUGUGACGAAAUCGAUAAUGACUACAAGGAUGACAGAGGCUCUUGGUGGAAAUUAGACUCUGAUGAUGAUAAUGUUACUAAUUGA